AAAUGAAAGGUAAUUGGGACAAGGCAUAUAAAACAUUUUCAAAGAAUCCGUUUACUGCCAAUCUAACCCAUUUUGGAAAAGGCCAAAAAUGCUUAAACGAAGCGCAUGACCAAAAAAGCCAAAACCUUGCAUCUUCAGCUUUGUUAUGCAAAAACGCUAUUAGUAACUUCGAAAUAGCCCAUAAAAAUCAUCCAAAUUCUAGUGAUAUCAAGGAAACCUUAACAAAGGCACGCAAAGAAUAUGAAGAGGUUUUAAAAGAACUUUAUUUAUCCGAAAGGGGUCAUUUGACGAAUAAAGAAUCUGACGACCCCCAAUACUUUAUUGAAAAUAAAUUUUUUAAGAAAAAUUAUAUUUCAGAGAAAAUUCUACCUCUGAAUGAAGAUGAUGAACCUAGCAAUACCCAACAAUUGGCUUGUGAGCUAUGUCGAAAUGAUAUAUCAGAUGGACAAAAGAAGAAUUUAUGCAGAUUGGCACAAGAAAUUAUUGAGAGAUUUGCUAAAAGAGAAUCUAUAACUUUAGAAUCGGUACAUGAAGUGAUGGUGUUAUCACAUUUACCAGAUGUCGAGGAAGAAAUUUAUAAAAAUUUAAUGGAGCGUUUUAUUUAUAAAAUUAAAAAAUCAAUUUUGUUACAUCAGCCAUUGUUGGAAGGUUUAUCUCAUAUUAUCAGUCAGGCAAAUCCAAAACACCUAAAUCCCAAUGAUUUGGUUAAUAUUUUAGAAAUAUUAAAUAAAAAAUUUAAAAAUCUUCAUACACAAAAUAAGGAUCAGCAGAUUGAAAUGACGAGAACAUUGGGGCGGUUAUUUGAUGUGAUGACUGAUUGUGAAGUACAGGAUCUUAAAUAUGAAGAAUUAUACAAACCAUUAUAUAAUACUUUUAAAAAACUACAAAAUAGUAGUAAUCAAGAGCUAGCCUAUCACGCAAAAUACGCCUGUCAAGCUUUAAAUUGUAUACCAAAUGAUGAAAGUCCGUGGAAGGCAUUUCAACGACGAGGAGGGAAAAUCAUUCUAGGGACAACAAAAUUGGCAGGUGCUGUCAAGAAUAUUGACCCAGGAAAAUUACCAGAUGCUUUCAAAGAUCUUAGUGAAGGGUUCGAAGGUAUUAUAAAUAUGGCAGUAGAAUUGGUAGACUUGGUUAAGGAGAUUCAAUCAGCCAAAGAGGGUGUUAACGAUAUAAAACUGAGCUUCAGUUGGGAAAUCCAACGCGAAUGGUAUCGGGCAUUAAGGUUUACUGAUUUAUUUAUCCAAAGUCAUAAAUUUGCAAGCUUGGAGCAAUUUAUUUACAAAAUUCCGUGUCGUCAAAAUGACAAAUUUUUAUGGGGCUUAUGUGUACGACUUGAACAAUUAGCGGCAAAUUACAAUUUAGAUAUUGACAUUCGUAAAGGCGCUAUAGAUUUUUUAAAUAACAUUUGUCAAAACAAAGAAUUUUGGAGUACUCAUCCUAAACUAAAUGAAUGGAUUUUGGAACAUAUAGAAUUAAAAACUUUAUCGAAAUCUGCACAAACAUCUGCUUUAUCAUUUCCAACUGCUUUACUUAGUGAUGUUUUAUUAGACAAAUAUGUGCGACCCACUCAGCAGAAUGACUUGAAAAAAAGUAGAAGAGAAUUAUCAACUCAAUUAAAUGGAUUAAAAGAUCAAUUUUUUUCAGACUUAGAUGAUGAAUGUGAAGAAGCCUUGGAAUUGUAUGUCAACCCACAGGGAACAUGGAAAGUAUCAAUUAUAAAGUCAUCCUAUUCUGGAAAAGAAAUGGUUUCCGAAAACAGAGAAGGUGAUGUAGAAGAAGUAGUUAAUAGAUUUUUAGAAUCAAAAGAUAAACUGACUUCAAACGGCAAAGAAGCUUUGGAGGUAGCUGCCAAUGAGUUAGUCAAUAGAUUUUUAGAAUUAAAGGAUGAAUUAACUUCAAAUGGAAAAGAAAUUUCAGAAAUAGAUACUAAUAAGCUUUUGAAUGAAACUGUAAUAAAGACUGUUAAUAGUUUUUUUGCUCUGGAGAAUCAAUUAACUUUAGAAGAUGAAAGAGUUAUAAACAAGGCUGCAAAUCAAUUUUUGGAUUUAAAAGUUAAUAAAGUUCCAGAGCUUGAGAAGACAAUAACCAACAAAUUCGUGUAUUCUUCAAAAUAUAAAGAAGACCGAAUAAAGGCGUUGAUUAACAUUUUGAAGAAGAAUCCAAAAAUCAUAAAGAAUGAAGAUGUAGAAUUUCUGAAAAUAGAAGCAAAUAAAUGUCUAAACUUAAAUGAUAAAAAUGGGUUUGAAAGUGCGGUGAAUAAAUUAGCUUCUAAAGCCAGGAAAAUUUUAGAAACAACUGUUGAUAAAAUAGUUGCCUUAAAAUGUAAAAAGGUACUAAUGAUAUUGGGUAUAGGUGGUACGGGUAAAUCAACUUUUAGCCGUUAUCUUGCUCGUCAUCUAUGGAAAGAAUAUGACCAGUUAUCACCUUCACCUUCUCCUAUUCCUUUAUUUAUACCAUUAGCACGACUAAAAAAUGGAAUGUUUAAUAAUGAUGAUGAUUUUAUUGAACUUUAUUUAAAAGAAAAGUGCAAAUUAACUCCAGAUAAAUUUAAUGUUUUACGGGAAAGAAAGUUUGUAUUUAUUUUAGAUGGCUAUGAUGAGAUUGUUGAACGUGAACGUCAUUUCUACAUUCAAAAUCAAUUUUGUAAAUGGAAAAAUGCAAAAGUCAUUAUUAGUUGUCGACCAGAGUAUUUGGGCUCAGGUUACCAAAAAAGGUUUUUUCCCAAAAAUGGAGAAAAAGGAUUUCAGGAAUUAACAAUUAAAACAUUUUCAGAAAAAGAAAUAAAACAAUAUAUUAUAAAAUAUGUUCAAAAAAAAGGUCACCUGCUAAAUUUGAGUGAAGAUACAUAUUUACAGCAAAUAAAAAAGAUACCAAAUGAAUUGAUUAGCAAUCCAAUUCUGUUAAAGAUUACUUUGGAAGUCUUACCACGCUUUAUAAAACAAGAGAGAACAACUCAGGUAAAUCGUAUACCUUUAUAUGAUGAAUUUUUAAAGAUGUGGUUUGACCAUGCGCAAGAUCGUCUGUAUAAAAUUCGUAAAACAGAGAAAGAAGAGGAAGCAUUUAAAAACUUAAAUAUUAAUAAUUUUUCAGAAACUUGUCUACAAUUUGGUAAAAAUUUUGCUGCAAAAAUGUUUGUAGAUAAUAACAUUGUUGUUAUAACCUAUAAUUCGAAUUGGGAAGCCUUUUUAGGCAAUAAAGAUGUUGAGAGUUCCUUGUUGUGCUUUAGUAUGCCAUUAAUCCGACGUGAAAAUCAAUAUUGGUUUCUUCAUAAAACUUUGCGAGACCACUUGAUAGCUUUGGCAUUUAUGGAAUCAUUAGAAUCUCCAAUACAUGCAACGCUCUUCAAAGAGCAAUCAUUUGUGCUGGAGCAUGGAGUUCGCCAAUUUUUAACUGAACAUAUCUCUCAAAAAGCAGAAACCUUUAAACCACAGUUACUAGCUUUUAUUGAUGCUUCUAAAAAAAAUGAUGAUGUUCAAGUUGCUUCUGCCAAUGCUAUCACAAUUUUAGCACAAGCAGGUGUAUUAAUAGAUGAUUUAAAUGAUACUAAUAUUUCGGGGGCAGAUUUGAGUAAUAAGAUACUUAAUAAUUUACAAGCGGAAAGAGCCAAGUUAGAUAAUGUAAAUUUCCAAAACGCAAGAGUUAAAGAUACAAAUCUCCGAAGUGCAAGCUUUCAAAAUGCAAAUCUCCAAAAUGCAAAUCUCCGAAGUGCUAACUUUCAUAAUGCAAGGCUUCAAAAUGCAGAUCUACAAAGCUCAACUCACCGAGAUGCUAACUUUCAAAAUGCAAAUCUGCAAAAUGCAAAUUUCCGAGGUUUAUACCUCCAAAACAUACAUUUUGAAGACGCAGAUCUUUCAUAUGCUGAUCUUCAGAAUACGAUUAUUCAAGACGUAAAUUUUAAGAAUGUAAGGUUUAAAUAUACGAAUUUUGAAGACGCAGAUCUUUCAUAUGCUGAUCUUCAGAAUACGAUUAUCCAAGACGUAAAUUUUAAGAAUGCGAAACUUAAAUAUACGAAUUUUCAAAAAGCAAAUCUCCAUGGUUCAUCACUCCAAAAUGCACAUUUAAAAGGUGCAGAUCUCUCAUUUGCAGAUCUCCGGGAUACGAUUCUUCAAUAUACGAAUUUUGAGAAUGCGAAGCUUAAAAAUAUCAACCUCCGAGGUUUGUCUCUCCAAAAUACAUAUUUUGAAGGUGCAGAUCUCUCAUUUGCGGAUCUUCGAAAUACAAUUCUUCAAGAUGUGAAUUUUAGGAGGGCAAAUCUCCGAAAUGUAAACCUCCGAAACGCAUGUAUUAAAGGCGCAGAUUUCAUAUUUACAGAUCUUCAGAAUACAAUUCUCGUAGAUAUUAGCUUCCAAGAAUUGAAAGAAAUUCGUAACGGACGAAGACCUAAAAUCAUACGCGAAAUUCCUAAGCUACUUCUAGAUUUAAUGAACGAGUGUUUAGUUGCCGAACCUCAGAAGCGACCUAGUACUAAAGAUUUAGUAGAUAAGUUGAAACAAUAUAGACAAGACUUAACUGAUGAAGAUAAAUUUUUGUAUAAGCAAAUUAAGGAAAUUGAUAACUUAUCAGCUAAUAAUCAGCAUAAAUCAGAGGAGCUCAAAUAUGAAACAGACAAAAAAGCUACUACUAAAUCUCAAAAACUUUCUAAGUUAUCGAAUACAGUGAAUACAGGUAACCUAAUAUUUAUUUCUAAAAAAACUGAACCUGAAUAUACAGUAAUUAAACGUUUUUUUAAAAAAAAUUAUUAG
This is a messenger RNA of Cetraspora pellucida, 4742 nucleotides long. The record is from the annotation of a GenBank genome assembly. NCBI's taxonomy places the organism in Eukaryota, Fungi, Glomeromycota, Glomeromycetes, Diversisporales, Gigasporaceae.